Molecule: messenger RNA, 3133 nt
Organism: Myxocyprinus asiaticus (Chinese sucker)
Lineage: Eukaryota; Metazoa; Chordata; Actinopteri; Cypriniformes; Catostomidae
Gene: nox5
Product: NADPH oxidase, EF-hand calcium binding domain 5
Exons: 15
Coding region: 1-2160 (719 amino acids)
Biological process (GO): superoxide anion generation; defense response
Cellular component (GO): plasma membrane; NADPH oxidase complex
Molecular function (GO): calcium ion binding; superoxide-generating NAD(P)H oxidase activity
Source: RefSeq, a predicted model, not a curated record
AUGAGUCUAGAAGACGAUACACGCUGGCUGGAAUGGGUCACCAAGCAGUUCGAGAGCAUUGCAGGAGACGACAAAGAAAUUGACCUGGAUGAGUUUAAAAAGGCACUGAAAGUAAAAGAGUCAUUUUUUGCAGAGAGAUUUUUUGCCCUGUUUGACUCUGAUGGCAGCAGCUCCAUCAGUCUGGAUGAACUUCUCAAGGCUUUGGAUCUCCUGAUCCACGGCAGCGAGACCGACAAACUGCGUUUCCUCUUUCAGGUCUACGAUGUGGAUGGCAGUGGUUCCAUUGAUCCAGAUGAGUUACGCACGGUUCUGAAGUCCUGCCUGCGUGAGAGCGCGAUAUCUCUCCCCGAAGAAAAGCUGGAUGACUUGACCUUGGCACUGUUUGAAUCUGCCGAUAAAGACAACAGUGGCUCCAUCACAUUUGAAGAGCUGAGGGCCGAGCUGGAGAACUUCCCUGAGGUUAUGGAAAACCUCACCAUCAGUGCUGCCAACUGGCUAAAACCUCCCUAUCUGGAGCAGAAGAAACGGAAGACCCCUCGCUACCUGACGCGAGCGUACUGGCACAACAACAGCCGCAAGCUACUCUUCAUCUGUCUGUACACCCUCCUUAACAUGCUUCUCUUCAUCAUCGCCAUGCUAAAGAACUCACAUGGAGGGCCCUGGUUCAUGGUGGCUAAGGCCUGCGGUCAAUGUCUCAACCUUAACUGCACUUUUGUUAUUGUUCUGAUGUUGAGGCGUUGUCUGACAUGGCUGCGUGCGACCUGGGUGGUAAGGGUUUUACCUUUAGACCAGAACAUUCUAUUACAUCAGAUCGUGGGCUAUGCUAUCUUGAUCUUCACCACUGUGCACACCGGAGCUCACGUCAUGAACUUUGCCCGUAUGUCACAGAAUGAUGGAAAGUACCAGCUGUGGGAGUAUCUAUUCACUAUUCGUCCUGGUAUUGGCUGGGUGAAUGGCACCGCCUCUAUUACUGGCAUGGUUUUGCAAGUUCUCAUUUGCCUGAUGGUGGUGUGUUCCAGCACAUUUGUCAGACGCAGUGGCCAUUUCGAGGUGUUCUACUGGUCUCAUCUUUCUUAUGUCUGGGUUUUGGCCUUGUUGAUUGUGCAUUGUGCCAACUUUUGGAAGUGGUUUGUGGCACCAGGCAUCGCAUUCCUCAUUGAAAAGCUGGUCGGAAUAGCAGUUUCUCGCAUAGGUGGACUGUACAUUGUUGAAGUCAACUUACUGCCCUCCAAGGUAACACAUUUGGUAAUUAAGAGGCCUCCUUUCUUUCACUUCAAACCUGGAGAUUACGUGUAUAUAAACAUCCCUGUCAUCGCCAAAUACGAAUGGCAUCCAUUUACCAUCAGCAGCGCCCCUGAGCAGCAAGAUAUACUGUGGCUCCAUGUUCGUUCUAUGGGCCAGUGGACAAACCGCCUCUACGAGUAUUUUAGAGAACUGGAGAGUCAAGCCAUAAGCAAAAAGAGGCUCACCGCCAGCCUGAGGAACAGACAACACCAAAGGAGAGCGCAGCUCUCAGCUAAAUUAAGUGAAAAUCACAGAUAUUGUAACAUUAAGUGCUAUGUGGAUGGACCAUUUGGCACUCCCACCAGACAGAUCUUUAUGUCUGAGCAUGCGGUGCUCAUUGGAGCCGGAAUUGGAAUCACUCCCUUUGCUUCCAUUUUGCAGAGUAUCAUGUGCCGUUACCGCAUGAGAAAACAAAACUCCAACUGCAACUACUCCUGGUGUGAGACCAUCAAAGAUGAUGAGAUGAAGCUGAGGAAGGUGGACUUCAUUUGGAUCAACCGAGAUCAGAAAUCCUUUGAGUGGUUUGUGAGUCUUCUGACCAAACUGGAGAUGGACCAAGCGGAUGAAGAACCAAAAGGCCGUUUUUUGGAGAUGCACAUGUACAUGACAUCAGCCCUCAGUAAAAAUGACAUGAAGGCGAUUGGAUUGCAGAUGGCUCUGGACCUACUGGCCAAGAAAGAAAAGAGAGACUCGAUCACAGGGCUUCGUACACGAACUCAGCCAGGCAGACCAGACUGGGCCAAGGUGUUUCAGAAGGUGUCAGAGGAAAAGAAAGGAAAGGUUCAUGUGUUUUACUGCGGUUCUUCUGCUCUGGCCAAAGUCAUCAAGGCCCAGUGUGAACACUUCGGCUUCAACUUCUACAAAGAAAAUUUUUAAAGAAUUUAGAAUGACUUAAUACAGGUCUUGCUUCACCAGUUGUUGGUCACAACUGGCCCUCUUCUGAUGUUAAACGUGUAUUAUGUUGCUUUUCAGUUCAUCUGAGCUCAUUAUUCAUCUGCGUUCCUGCCUUGGUCUCAGCACUUUACAGAUUAUUUUACUUUUGCAUCCACUAUACAUCCAACACACCAGUUAGAAAAAAAAAUGCACAUUUAGAUUUAUGAGCUUUUGCUGAUAAGCUUGCUGUUUUACAUGUUUUAAAUGUACCAUGUUCCUGCAUGUUUAAAUUCAGUAUAAGUGUAUUUGUUAAAGUAACCUUUCAAUCCUUCUAUUGAACACACUAUUGAACACUUUUGUAUGUUUGUAUAUACAUUUUAUUGUAUAUAAAGCUUUUGUUUUUAUCAGUUAAUAGUGUACAAAUAGAGUGAGUGUUAACUUCAAUAAGACAGAAGACAUUUCAGUUGGUUCCAAGCAAAUAUCAAUAAUGAUUAUAAUAAUAACAUUAAUUAACUUGAGAAUAUAGGAGAUAUCAGAUACCCAUAUGUAAAUAAACAAUGAAAAAUAAUUUGUUAACGAAACAUGAUGACAUAAACAAGAGUUUACUUUACCAAAGCAAUAAUAGUUUAACACUACAGGGCAUUAUUAGACAUAAUAAUCAUUAAUAAUAGUUCUAUGUACAUCCUUGUGUAUGUGUAAGUGUUUUUAUCUAUGUGGAAAGCAUGCACUUUAUGUUGUUGCUAUCUGGUUCUGAUACAGAACAUAGAAUAUUCUUUUUUUCUGUCUGUAACCGUGCAUGUUCAUUAAAUAUAUUAUCUCUAAAUAUAUAAAGAUUUCUAAUGUUUGCCAUCUUUGUAGAAGGUAGGUGAUCUUCAUAGUUCACAGUUAUAACAAGAGAAAGUUGAUGUCAAUACCUGUUUCAUUAAGUUUCCUGUUCUGUUGUCAACUGUUACAUAUUGUGGGAAGAUUGGAAUAA